Molecule: messenger RNA, 528 nt
Organism: Rhipicephalus microplus (southern cattle tick)
Lineage: Eukaryota; Metazoa; Arthropoda; Arachnida; Ixodida; Ixodidae
Source: RefSeq, a predicted model, not a curated record
GACACAACGGACAGACUUUGGCUCUACAAGCGUAAAAAUGCAACCAACAACAACCAUACGUGCCUUUCUUGGCAGAAAAAAAAACUACAAGGCAGGGACAUGAUUACAUAUACAUUCAAUGAAACUUACUUCAAGGGAUCAGAGCGAUUUACCCACAUAUUGAAUGGGACUUUGGAGAUGAAUAAUACCAGGGAUGUCACUGGUGCCGUGCUCAAUGUGCCAGGAGUCAGCGAGGCAGGAGAGAAUAUAGGAUACUUGCUCGUUCAUUGGAAUUUGACUUUCCACUGUGCAAUUUUUUACACACAGAAAACGGUCAAUGGCACUCGAACAAACCAGACCUGUGGCUUGUAUUACUGGAACUCCGAUGUUAAUAAUUCAGUGGCUAGAAAUAAUUGUGAUUCCUUCUAUGCCGACUAUUGCAAACCAUAUGGUACGGAUGAGACUAUUUACCAUUCUUACUGCCAAGAUUAUGCUGCAUGCUGAAAAAUGUACUGGUUUGUUUACGGUUUAAUAAAUUCUCCAAUACAU